Messenger RNA from Lathyrus sativus (Indian pea), 423 nucleotides. The record is from the annotation of a GenBank genome assembly. Lineage: Eukaryota; Viridiplantae; Streptophyta; Magnoliopsida; Fabales; Fabaceae.
AUGGAACAGGUUCAAUGCUUCGGUAGGAAGAAGAACGCAGUUGCGGUGACCCACUGCAAGAGAGGCCGUGGUCUCAUCAAGAUCAAUGGUUCUCCGAUCGAACUCGUCGAGCCUGAGAUUCUUCGUUUCAAGGCGUACGAGCCAAUUCUCCUUCUCGGAAGGCACCGUUUCUCCGGCGUUGAUAUGAGGAUCAGAGUGAAGGGAGGAGGUCAUAUUUCUCAGAUCUAUGCUAUUAGGCAGAGUAUCGCGAAGGCGUUGGUGGCGUUCUAUCAGAAGUACGUUGAUGAACAGAGUAAGAAGGAGAUCAAGGAUAUUCUUGUUCGAUAUGAUCGUACUCUUCUUGUUGCUGAUCCUAGACGCUGUGAGCCGAAGAAGUUUGGUGGACGUGGUGCUCGUGCUAGGUUCCAGAAAUCAUACCGUUAG